Molecule: messenger RNA, 306 nt
Organism: Gongylonema pulchrum
Lineage: Eukaryota; Metazoa; Nematoda; Chromadorea; Rhabditida; Gongylonematidae
Source: the annotation of a GenBank genome assembly
AUGGAAUUUUGUGCAAUAAAGGAUAUGUGUGAAUGUGGCUACGACAAAUAUGGCAAUGCGCUUGGAGAAGUUGAACAGAUUCCCAAAUAUGACAGGCUGCGGUGGAAUAUCACUCCUGAAUUAAAUAGCACUAUAAUGAGCAGCUUUGAAACGGCGAGUGCUUUGAUCGAGGAUGUUGAAAUGGCAUUGUUGGUUUGGACGGAUUUCGGUAAAGGCUUGAUCAAAAAACUACGAGUUUCACCGGAUGGGUUUUUGCAGUUGGUCCUACAACUAGCUUUUUAUCGCGUGAGUUUUAUGUUGUACUGA